AAUAAGAUCAGUGUUAAAAAUAAGCCACAGUCAUACUCGAAACAAGUAGACAUUAGUAUUAAGAACAGAAGUCCUUUGAUUGUUUUGAGUGCGGAGAUUAAAGAAGGUUAACGGUUGCGUAGUAAACAUCACCGUAUAUAAUACGAGAAGCUGGCGAAUAAGAAGUCAACUUCAGCCUCGUAUCUAUUAUUCUGGUUCAGGUAUUAUUAAUAGUCAUCUGAAGCCAGCUGAAUGACUUUUGUUGGGGGGAGGGAAGCGUGAUGAUUUUAUCAGAUUUGGAGAUUGUCUUUGUCGUUGAUGAAGUCAGCUCCAUUAUCAAGGAGUCUGUCGAAGGCGUAAUAGGAGGAAAUGCCUAUCAGCACAGCAGGGUCAACCAGUGGACGACGAAUGUCGUGGAGCAGUGCCUGAGUCAGCUGACAAAGCUGGGCAAGCCUUUCAAGUAUAUUGUGACUUGUAUCAUCAUGCAGAAGAAUGGGGCAGGCCUUCAGACUGCUAGUUCCUGCUUCUGGGAUAACACCACUGAUGGGAGCUGUACCGUGAGAUGGGAGAAUAAAACCAUGUAUUGUAUUGUCAGUGUCUUUGGGCUUGCUAUAUAAAAUUCAACAGUACACACCAAAUUACUGAAACAGUAAAUACUAGUUUACUAGUUUUAUAGAUACUUUAACACUAUUUGUACAUUAUUUCCAUAGAAAAUAACUUUUCAUAGGUGUUUUAAUCUAAAUGUAUGUCACUGUCUAAACUGUCCCAUGUUUUGUGUGAACUGAAUUUCUGAGCUGAAAUGUUGUUUUGUGUAUUAAAUGGAAUAGUAUUCAGAAACCCCUGA
This is a messenger RNA of Lepisosteus oculatus (spotted gar), 823 nucleotides long. It is a transcript of the gene dynlt1b, whose product is annotated as dynein light chain Tctex-type 1b. Gene Ontology annotation, molecular function: dynein intermediate chain binding. Gene Ontology annotation, biological process: microtubule-based movement. The record is from RefSeq and is a predicted model, not a curated record. Gene Ontology annotation, cellular component: cytoplasmic dynein complex; cytoplasm. NCBI's taxonomy places the organism in Eukaryota, Metazoa, Chordata, Actinopteri, Semionotiformes, Lepisosteidae.